Molecule: messenger RNA, 345 nt
Organism: Enterobius vermicularis (human pinworm)
Lineage: Eukaryota; Metazoa; Nematoda; Chromadorea; Rhabditida; Oxyuridae
Source: the annotation of a GenBank genome assembly
AUGAAAGGUUUCGAGGAACGGCAAUUUGGAGCAGUAUGGAAAGGUCUCGAAAGAGUGCUGACAUACUGUGAGCGGCUUUUUAAAGCAUUCAGGGACUGGAGUCUCAAGCAUAUACUCUCUCUUAAUGUUUAUGGAGAAUACCGUUUCGCUCUUGCGCCAAAUGAGCAAAAAGUUUGGAAGAAUUUCCUGAAUGAGUCUGUAUUCAAAGUUGCAAAAUUCUAUUUACGAGAGUAUUGGUUUGUGAUCCCACUUUUUGGAUCGUUUUAUCCCUUGAAGAAGUGGGCGGAAAAAAAGAAUGAAAGCAUCUAUCGGAAGAAACCAGAGAAAUUCAUUAAUGAUGAAUAA